UGUAGUCGGCGCGCGGCAGGACAUGGCGGCGGUGGCGGCGCUGGGCGCCGCGCUGCUCCUCGCCCUCGGCGCCCACGCGGGSAAGUACUCGCGGGAGGCCAACGAGGGCCUGGCGGGCGCCAAGCCGCGCGAGGCCGCCGAGUUCCGCGUGGUGAGGCUCAACCAGGUGUGGGAGAAGGCGCAGCGGCUUCAUCUCUCUGCUGUGAAACUGGCAGAGUUGCACAGUGACCUAAAAAUACAAGAAAAGGAUGAACUAAGCUGGAAAAAGCUGAAGGCUGAAGGGCUCGAUGAAGAUGGAGAGAAAGAAGCCAAACUUAGACGCAACUUAAAUGUCAUUAUGACUAAAUAUGGCAUGAAUGGAAAGAAGGACUCUCAUCUAGUUGAUACCAACUACAUUAAAGAUGGUACAGAAAGUGAUACACUAGAUGAUCCAAGACUGGAAAAGUUGUGGAGCAAGGCCAAGACCUCUGGCAAGUUCUCUGAUGAGGAGCUGGAUAAGCUUUGGCGAGAAUUUAAGCAUCACAAAGAAAAGAUUCAUGAAUACAAUAUUCUAUUAGAGACCGUGAGCAGAACAGAAGAUAUUCACAAGAAUGUUAUCAACCCAUCUGAAGAGAACCUGGUAAAAGAAGAGGUCUUGCACAGCAAACACAGAGAACUCAAAGAGAAGCUAAGAAGCAUUAAUCAGGGGUUUGAGCGUUUGCGUAAAGUCAGUCACCAGGGAUAUGACACAAACAGUGAAUUUGAGGAACCAAGAGUGAUUGACUUGUGGGACAUGGCCAAAUCAGCCAACUUUACUGAGAAAGAACUUGAAUCUUUUCGGGAGGAGCUGAAACACUUUGAAGCAAAAAUUGAAAAGCAUCAUCACUACCAGAAGCAAUUAGAGAUUUCACACCAGAAGCUGAAGCAUGUGGAGGAAAUGGGAGAUAAGGAACAUCUGAGCAGAAACAAAGAGAAAUAUGCCAUGCUGGAAGAAAAGACAAAAGAACUAGGAUAUAAGGUUAAGAAACACUUGCAAGACUUGUCCAGCAGAAUUUCUCAAGGUCUUCAACACAAUGAAUUAUAAACACUUUUUUUUUCCUCCUUCAUGGGAUCUACCUGUUACUACAAAACAGAACGUUCUUCUGAAGAAGAGUUCUGAAGGCGUCCUUCUGUGAUACUGAUGAUUGAACUGAAUUGUCCUCCCUAAGAAAUUUCUUUUUUGGUCCACUGGUUUUGUACUUGCACUACGAAGUUAAAUGAUUAGGUAAUAAAUUUAAUUUGCACACUUUUCAUAGAAUCCUUAAGGUUGGAAGGGACCUCUAGAGGUCAUCUAGUCYAACCUCCUUUUUGAUAAUGUAAUUCUAAUGCCUGAAUCAAAUACUAGUCUUUGAAAUAAGCGGUUGUGUCAAAAGGAUAAACUUGAACUUUCAGAUAUUUCCUAGUAGUUGAAAAAAAUAAACCACUCGAGGUUUCAUGAGAGCAGUGGACACRAGCACAGAGAGGCAGGAAGCUAAAGCAGAGUCAGAAAGGAUAAGCAGGUCUUUUACUGAAUAAUUUCAGUGAUGUUGGGCCUAAUCCAGCUCCCACUGAAGGUAACUAAAUGUGGCUACUGCCUCUGAGCAGUGGCUCUGAGCUGCACUGUAUAUGAAUCCUGCAGGAGUAAGGAGAACAAGUACUGAGGUCAGUUCAUCUAGUUUAGUUGUAGACUAACAUGUCUGAAGCUACUGAA
Molecule: messenger RNA, 1708 nt
Organism: Nothoprocta perdicaria
Lineage: Eukaryota; Metazoa; Chordata; Aves; Tinamiformes; Tinamidae
Gene: LRPAP1
Product: LDL receptor related protein associated protein 1
Exons: 8
Coding region: 23-1063 (346 amino acids)
Biological process (GO): negative regulation of receptor internalization; negative regulation of very-low-density lipoprotein particle clearance
Cellular component (GO): cis-Golgi network; endomembrane system; rough endoplasmic reticulum lumen
Molecular function (GO): lipase binding; very-low-density lipoprotein particle receptor binding; heparin binding
Source: RefSeq, a predicted model, not a curated record